Molecule: messenger RNA, 447 nt
Organism: Egretta garzetta (little egret)
Lineage: Eukaryota; Metazoa; Chordata; Aves; Pelecaniformes; Ardeidae
Gene: OTP
Product: orthopedia homeobox
Exons: 2
Coding region: 1-447 (148 amino acids)
Biological process (GO): neuron differentiation
Molecular function (GO): DNA binding
Source: RefSeq, a predicted model, not a curated record
AUGAAAGAUGCGGCCGAGCUGCUGGGACACCGGGAGGCAGUGAAGUGUCGGCUGGGCGUAGGGGGCUCGGAUCCGGGGGGACACCCGGGAGACAUGGCUCCCAACUCGGACACGGUGGAAGGGACCACCCUGCUGCCGGGGGAGGACAUCACCACGGUGGGAUCCAACCCCAGCUCCUUAGCCGUCAGCGCCAAAGACCCCGACAAACAGCAAGGCCAGCAGGGCGGCCAGAACCCCAGCCAGGCUGGGCAGCAGCAGGGGCAGCAGAAGCAGAAGCGGCACCGCACCCGCUUCACGCCGGCCCAACUCAACGAGCUGGAGAGGAGCUUCGCCAAGACCCACUACCCGGACAUCUUCAUGCGGGAAGAGCUGGCCUUGCGCAUCGGCCUCACCGAGUCACGGGUGCAGUAUGUGGGCUCCACGCUGAUUAAGGAAUACUCCAAAUAG